CCAAACAAAACCCUGGAUAGAUAUGUUCUUUCUUAGCAAUAAUAAGCAACUCUCACAGAACCAAACCCCGCCACUUAUAUAUAUCAGGAAGGAAACAUCAAACCCUGUAUAUGUAUAGGAGUAAUUAAUUAAUUAAUUAAUCAAUUGAAUAACAUGGCUUUGGUUUUGAAGCGAGCACUACAACAAUCAGGAGGAAUCAUCAAACCGGGGUUAAAAAACAACAUAUACAGAGGCGUAUCAAAACAGAGGGGAUAUGAUAAUACAUACAGCAGACAUAUUUCACAGCUCGUAAACCCUAAUGCCAGACGUGUCUGUCUUGUUGAUACUCUCGCUUUGGUAAGGAGUUUAGAAGCACAAGGUUUUCCAUCAAAACAGGCCGAAGCAAUAACAUCCUCCAUCACCGAAGUUCUUAAUGAUAGUUUGGAAAGUGUGUCUGAUACCUUUGUUUCAAAAGCUGAUAUGGAGAAGACAAUGAUGCUUCAAGAAGCACAUCUUUCCAAGUUCAAGUCUGAAGUUCAAAUUUCCCAGGAGCACCACUUCUCUAUGUUGCAACGUGAGACUGAAAAGCUACGAACGGAUAUAGACAAAAUGCGAAGUGAGCUAAGAUAUGAGAUCGACAAGGUCACUGCAGGUCAUCGCUUGGAUUUAAAUCUUGAAAAAGGUCGUAUUCGUGAUGUGAUGAACCUUCAGAAUGCUGAAACCACUGGCCUGACUAACAAGCUUGACCAAGAAAUUCAUGGUUUAAGAGCCCAAUUAGAAGCUGCAAAGUAUGAUGUAAUCAAGUAUUGCAUUGGAACACUUACAUCUAUAUCUGCUAUUGGUCUUGCCUUCAUUCGUAUCUUCAUGUAGCAGAGUUAUGCAUCGAUAUGUGAAAACUCUGAUACAAUUCAUUUGGUCCAUCAUUGUUACCUGUGGAUGCAACUUUAUUUUGUAGGUGCAUUAAAGUAUACAGGUCCAUUUUUUGCACAUUCUAAUGUCUCAACUUAGCUAUUGGAAUUUUAUUAGGUCACUCGAUUUUUGGAGCAUCCAAUACUUCUCGAGAUCUUUGUACAAAUCCAGUGUUAAUAUUUGGAAAAGUUCUCAGCUUGAUAAUGUAACACAGCAUAGAGGGUUAGUCUCUUUGUUAGAAUUUGGGUUAGUUGCCCACAGAUGCAAAUUACCACCUCAAUUUCGAGCUAUAAUGUUAUAGUAACAUGCUUUCAGUUGAAAGAUUGAUUGGUUGAAGAUUUGACCAUAUUUUGAAAUAGGGAAACUCUUCUUCCCUUUAACAAAAUAAGAAAUAUAUGUAUUUCUUACUGCUUGAGGAAGUAUUGUUUUGAUUG
Molecule: messenger RNA, 1322 nt
Organism: Erigeron canadensis
Lineage: Eukaryota; Viridiplantae; Streptophyta; Magnoliopsida; Asterales; Asteraceae
Product: coiled-coil domain-containing protein 90B, mitochondrial-like
Exons: 7
Coding region: 154-849 (231 amino acids)
Cellular component (GO): mitochondrion
Source: RefSeq, a predicted model, not a curated record